This is a messenger RNA of Gongylonema pulchrum, 354 nucleotides long. The record is from the annotation of a GenBank genome assembly. NCBI's taxonomy places the organism in Eukaryota, Metazoa, Nematoda, Chromadorea, Rhabditida, Gongylonematidae.
AUGAAGCACAGCCGCCUCACUUCAAUCGAAGAAAGAAAUCGAGCUUUAAUGGAUAACUUUAAAGAAGGUUUCGAUGGCGAAUUUGAGAUGAACGAAGCCAGCGCACAACUUCUGAAGCAGUUGGAAGCAUUUCCUGAUGCCCUGUACGAUAGUUACGACGAAAUGGAGCCGUGUCGGCUGACCGUAUAUCUGCUACAUUUGGCAAAUCUAGUGGGCUCCGCUUCUGCGGUUCUUCGAGUGCUCGGUGAACCACUAAAAAUUGCUCUCCCUCGACUGCUUUUAUUAUCAACUUCAAGGAAAAUCCUGAACAGCGGAAUGCGCUUAUUAGGCAUUGAACCAUUGCAAAAAAUGUGA